AUGACCGACCCAAGCGCACUACUAUGGCGUCUUGCCGUCUUGGGAUCCCCGAAGGUUCUUCUGCUUGCCGUCCUUCUGGUAUCCUCGACACCCCGACUCUUCUGCGACGGCAAGGAGCUUACAGUCAUCGAGCUCUUUGCUGGCUCAGCCACAUUGACUAGAAUGAUGCAGAAAGCAGGUCAUGUUGCAGCACGGUUGGAUUUGAAAUAUGCCACCGAGCAGUGUGGGUCGUCUAUGGACAUUAAUUCACCGAGUGGGAUGGCGCUGGCAAUAGCUGUGAUCAUGCGAGGCUCGUCUUCCGGAUGCUUAGUGCACUUCGGAAUAUGCUGUAGCAGUUGGACAUCGAUGAAUGUUGGUACAAGCGGAAGAUCGACUUGCAGUUCCUACGGCAACACUUCACACCCCUCGGUUCGCUCUGCAAACAAGAUGUGUGCCCGGGUUUGCCUACUGAUACUUUUGGUGGUUGCACUCGGUGCAACCUAUACCCUUGAACAGCCAGCCGGAAGCCUCCUCGAAUACUUUCCGCUCUUUCGACACGUCCUGCAGCGUGUGCAACAAUGGGGUGGAGAUAUAUCUGUGAACCGUGUCCGAUGGUGGAUGGGCAACUAUGGAUGCUCGACCCCAAAACCGCACUACCUCUACAGCAACAGCCCCGCUGCUUUGGGCAUAUGGAACGGGAAGCUCCAGCCAGGUAUUCGUGGAAGCUCUAGGAAGGCUCGAUCUAAAACAACAAAGCGCUACACCGAUGUUAAAGGGAAGGCUUGUUGGACGGGGACCCGGCACUUGAAAGCCACGGAGCAAUACCCGGAACAAUUUGGGCGUCGCAUGGUGGAGUUGCUCAAGGACCUGCUGGAGGAACGAGCUGGUUGCCCGGCCCUCCCCACGCCUCUUCCCAGCAUCGUGGAGACUUGCAGCAGUGUGGCCUGGACGGAUGUCUGGGUAGAAGCAGACAUGUGGGAAGUUUUGGUGUACUUACGGGGAAGUCGAAGCCUGAGUUUGGAGUCACAGCACCGUGGUCUUUUCCCAGAUUCCCUCCCAGAAGGGCUGGCUUGA
Molecule: messenger RNA, 1053 nt
Organism: Symbiodinium sp. CCMP2456
Lineage: Eukaryota; Dinophyceae; Suessiales; Symbiodiniaceae
Source: the annotation of a GenBank genome assembly